Molecule: messenger RNA, 2126 nt
Organism: Scophthalmus maximus (turbot)
Lineage: Eukaryota; Metazoa; Chordata; Actinopteri; Pleuronectiformes; Scophthalmidae
Gene: dnajb11
Product: DnaJ heat shock protein family (Hsp40) member B11
Exons: 10
Coding region: 115-1197 (360 amino acids)
Biological process (GO): protein folding; protein maturation
Cellular component (GO): endoplasmic reticulum
Molecular function (GO): misfolded protein binding
Source: RefSeq, a predicted model, not a curated record
AUCUGACAGGAGGAGGAAGAAGGCGAGUGACUGGGCAGCGGGGAUCCAACCUUCAGAAGCCGGCUGCUCUUAUUUCGGCUGCUCGCUUCGGAAAAAGACCGGGAUCCGUAACUCAUGGCGACCGGAGGGAUGAACCUGUGCCGCGUGUGCUGCCUGCUGCUGGGCGUCGUGUCGGCGGUGCUCGCGGGGCGGGAUUUCUAUCAGAUCCUGGGGGUGAGCAAGAGCGCGUCGGUGCGGGACGUGAAGAAGGCCUACAGAAAGCUGGCUCUCCAGCUGCACCCCGACCGGAACCAGGACGACCCCAAAGCCCAGGACAAGUUCGCGGACCUGGGCGCAGCUUAUGAGGUUCUGUCAGACGAGGAGAAGAGGAAACAGUACGACGCGUACGGAGAGGACGGACUGAAGGAAGGUCAUCACAGCUCUCACAACGACAUCUUCUCCAGCUUCUUCGGUGACUUUGGUUUCAUGUUCGGAGGAAACCGACAGCAGCAGGACCGAAACAUCCCCAGAGGAAAUGACAUCAUACUGGACCUGGAGGUCACGCUGGAAGAGGUGUACUCUGGGAACUUUGUGGAGGUUGUACGUAACAAGCCCAUAGCUAAAGAAGCUCCCGGCAAGAGGAAGUGCAACUGCAGACAGGAGAUGCGGACGACGCAGCUCGGACCCGGACGCUUCCAGAUGACGCAGGAGAUGGUGUGCGACGAGUGUCCCAACGUGAAGCUGGUGAAUGAGGAGAGAACACUGGAAGUAGAAAUUGAACAGGGAGUGAGAGAUGAAAUGGAAUAUCCCUUCAUCGGAGAAGGUGAACCUCACAUUGACGGAGAACCCGGAGAUCUACGCUUCCGCAUCAAAGUGUUGAAACAUCCUGUGUUUGAGCGCAGAGGAGACGACCUGUACACGAAUGUCACCAUCUCCCUGGUGGAGGCGCUGGUCGGCUUCGAGAUGGACAUCGUGCACCUGGACGGACACAAGGUUCACAUAGUGAGAGACAAGAUCACGAAGCCCGGCGCUCGGAUGUGGAAGAAGGGCGAAGGUCUGCCCAACUUUGACAACAUCAACAUCCGAGGGUCGCUCAUCAUCAGCUUCGACGUGGAGUUCCCUCAGACGCAGCUCGACGAGCAGCAGAAAGACGGUAUACGGAGUCUUCUAAAGCAGGGCUCUGCACAGAAGGUUUACAACGGACUACAAGGAUACUGACGCACACACACAGACAGCCUGGACGCAGUUAUCUGACACACACACACACACACUCACACACACACACACACACACACACACACACACAUACACACCGUCAAUCAACAGGAGCGUGCUGCAUCAUUCUGGCCAGGGUGUAUUUAUUCUUUUUUUCUGAUUGUUCUCAGGAUGGAUUGAACCCAAUUUUUAUUUUUUUUUACUUUUUAACUUUGGACAUCUUCUCCACACGUAGACAGAUGUUUCAUGUGGAGGCCGUGUCCUUGUUGUACCUUCGUUUUGUCCUUAAUAUGAUAUUAUUUUUAUUACUAUCAUAAGUUUAAUUCCCCUGUUUGUCUGACUGAGACACUGACCAACGAAGAAGAAAAUCCACGACACCGCUUUUUGAAAGAACGUCAACUUCCUCCUUCUUUUAGUUUUUGUUAUAAAUUAGUUUUAUGAAUGUAACGGUGAUGGAACGGUUUUCACUCUGGUCAGACUUCUUCUACUCCUGUAAAUACGGACGAACAAAGCUCAUCUGUUGGUUUGUCUUUUUAGUUUUUUCCUAAUUUAUGUUGAAUCUUGCCGAACUCUUUUCCAUUUGACACGAUGUGACGAUGAACUGUCCACGUCGCACGAAGCCCCCGGGUCACUCAGAUGUGUUCUGGAGGACGUCCACCAGACUCUGGCCCUGUCCGGCCCGAGCACCUGGAGCUCCGCGGGACCCCUGACCAGCAGGUGUCAGCGCCCCCUGCUGGGUGUGGUUGUAGGAUUGUUUCCCUCCCCUCUUGUUGUUUUUAACAAUCGACGACUUCGCUGCCUCUCAGUUUUCCGAGUGUGUCGUGGCCUUUAAUGUGAAGUAUCUUCUGGCCAUUUUUAACCGGGUGUUCGAGGGGUUGAUGUACUUCUGACUGACUCAAAAUAAAAAAAAUAAAGAUUUCUACAAAUUCUGA